Cyprinus carpio (common carp) is the source of this 1209-nucleotide messenger RNA. Its product is annotated as melanocortin receptor 5. Gene Ontology annotation, biological process: G protein-coupled receptor signaling pathway. Gene Ontology annotation, molecular function: melanocortin receptor activity. NCBI's taxonomy places the organism in Eukaryota, Metazoa, Chordata, Actinopteri, Cypriniformes, Cyprinidae. Gene Ontology annotation, cellular component: membrane. The record is from RefSeq and is a predicted model, not a curated record.
CAGAGCCCCAUUCUACAUGGAGAUCCUCAAACAUCCUCCUCCAACGCGAAAUAAACGCCUCUGGGACUGAAAGAAAUGCACAGUCUUUGAGAUUCUCAGCGGUGAACAGAUUCAGCACUCCCUGUUCCAAACAAGUUAAAGAUGCCCUGCCCACCAACCCAGUGACUCCAAGAAAAGUCUACAACAUUCUCACUGAAUCCCUCAUCCAUGAUGAACACUUCAGAGGCCACCCUGUCCCUUUGGGCCAUCCUUGCCAACUCCAGCCCCGUCUUGGACCUCCUCAAUGCCACUGAGACCCCAUCCCACGCCAAGCCUAAAGCAUGCGAGCAGCUCAACAUCGCCACCGAGGUGUUCCUCAUCCUUGGCAUCGUCAGUCUGCUGGAGAAUAUCCUGGUCAUCUGCGCCAUAGUGAAAAACAAAAACCUCCACUCGCCCAUGUACUUCUUUGUCUGCAGCCUGGCCGUGGCCGACAUGCUGGUGAGUGUCUCCAACGCUUGGGAGACCAUCAUCAUCUACUUACUCACCAACCGCCAGCUGGUGGUGGAGGACCAUUUCAUCAGACAGAUGGACAAUGUUUUUGACUCUAUGAUCUGCAUCUCUGUGGUGGCAUCCAUGUGUAGUCUUCUAGCCAUAGCCGUUGAUCGCUACGUAACGAUUUUUUACGCUUUACGAUAUCACAACAUCAUGACGGUGCGCCGCGCUGCGCUCAUCAUCGGUGGGAUUUGGACCUUCUGCACCGGCUGUGGAAUAGUCUUCAUUAUCUAUUCUGACAACACGUCUGUCAUUGUGUGCUUGGUCUCCAUGUUCUUCAUCAUGCUCGCGCUCAUGGCCUCCCUCUACAGCCACAUGUUCAUGCUGGCGAGAUCUCACGUCAAACGCAUCGCCGCCCUGCCGGGCUACAACUCCAUCCACCAGAGAGCCAGCAUGAAGGCGGCUGUCACCCUGACCAUCCUUCUGGGGAUCUUCAUCGUCUGCUGGGCUCCAUUCUUUCUCCACCUCAUCCUCAUGAUCUCCUGUCCCAGAAACCUGUACUGCAUGUGCUUCAUGUCACACUUCAACAUGUACCUCAUCCUCAUUAUGUGUAACUCAGUCAUCGACCCUCUCAUUUACGCUUUCAGGAGUCAGGAGAUGCGGAAAACGCUGAAGGAAAUCAUCUGCUGCUACAGCCUUAGGAACGUCUUUGGAAUGUCCAGGUAGUUUCAAACCCCC